GGCUGGACAAGCAAGAGAGUAUAAAUUAUGGUUUGGUUUGCUGUCUUCUUCAAGGAACAUCCACUCAGGCUUAACUACAGAUUCCCAGAGAGCAGUGAACAACUAAGCAUUCCAAAAUGCUGCAUUAUUUUGUGGUACUCUCUUGUCUUUAUGCCAUGAGCAUGACCAUGCCUUUACCUGAUAAUUACUCGUACUCCCCUGCUGUCGGGGACGGCAGUGGAACUGAAUUUUCCACUGCACAAGAGGGUCGCAUCACUGGAGUCAGAGUUUAUGAAUAUCCCUCGAAUGGAUACUACUACAGCAACAACUACAUCAAUGGGCUCCAGUUGCAAUAUGACGGUAACUGGACGGAACUGGUUGGCAUGAACGGUUAUGGCAAUGAAAGGUCGAUGACGCUCUUCGACAACGAAUAUUUCGUUCAGGUCUCUGGAAAGUAUUACUCUGGAUACAUCACUGAGCUUAUGUUUGUCACUAAUGAGGGCCGCUCUUUCAAAGUGGGGCAGCCUACUGGACUUUCAUUUAACUUCUACCCGACCCGUGAUGGAAGUGCACUACGCUUCCUCAGCGGUCGACAGAAUGGAUUUGCCCUUACCUCCAUUGGGGCUCACUGGGCUGUGUUAAAUUUAUCAUAAAGAAAUAUGUGUUUAUGUGAGGAAAAUGCAAGUUAAUAAGU
Rhinichthys klamathensis goyatoka is the source of this 673-nucleotide messenger RNA. RefSeq names its product zymogen granule membrane protein 16-like. The transcript is spliced from 4 exons. The record is from RefSeq and is a predicted model, not a curated record. The coding region runs from base 117 to 632 and encodes 171 amino acids. Lineage: Eukaryota; Metazoa; Chordata; Actinopteri; Cypriniformes; Leuciscidae.